Molecule: messenger RNA, 768 nt
Organism: Cyphomyrmex costatus
Lineage: Eukaryota; Metazoa; Arthropoda; Insecta; Hymenoptera; Formicidae
Product: basic salivary proline-rich protein 2-like
Exons: 1
Coding region: 1-768 (255 amino acids)
Source: RefSeq, a predicted model, not a curated record
AUGCAAGCGCAAGGACCAUCGCGAACCGCCCACCACAGGAGCCCCCCGAGCCAUACACCGGCGCGCCGACGCGCAGCCCACCCCAGCCCCGAACCACGGAUUCCCCCCCGCGCCCCCGCGACGCAGAGACCUCCCCAGGCCCCACACACGGGACGACCUCCCAGUCGUCGACCAACCCUCGAAAGAGAAGGGCAGUCCCUCCAAGAAGCCUUCAAAAAGGCGACAUCCCUAUCUAGGGGAAAACCAGCCGGUCGGCUGAACAGAGUGGUAAGCUGCGGGCCCGCCGGACACUCGUCCGAAAAACGAACGGGACCCAGCCGGGCCCGAGCGGAUAUACGAAUCCGCACGUCGCGCGUACCUCCAACAAAAACCCCUGCACAGCGUCCACACCCCGCGCCUUUAGGCGCAAAAAACCCCAACCGUGUCUGCCACGAAGUCGGACCGCCAACACCCCUAGGGCAACCCCAAUGGCCCGAGGAUCAGCCGAGCCGCGGAUUUCUCAACGCAGCACUCGACCUCACCAAGGAUCCCCCAGGGAAGCCCGAGGAUGAACCGGGCCGCAGGCGCAGCAACUCGGCCAUCCUCACGGUGGCACCCCCACUCCUCUCCAGGGGCUCCCCCGCGGGGGAAGGGGACCAGAAGAGGGAGGGGGGGAGCCCGACGCCCAAAGCGUCACCUCCCGACUUGCAAACUCUGCCCCCCAGGGUGAAGGGAUGCCCCCCCGACACCAAGGUCAAGCUUCGGCGCAGGUCCGACAUCCCCGAGUGA